Rubroshorea leprosula is the source of this 3094-nucleotide messenger RNA. The record is from the annotation of a GenBank genome assembly. NCBI's taxonomy places the organism in Eukaryota, Viridiplantae, Streptophyta, Magnoliopsida, Malvales, Dipterocarpaceae.
AACAACCCUAAAAAAUCCAUUUUCUUUCGAACUCUAAUGGCUGCUUCGUUUCCAUCAAAGCCAAGUUGGGAUCAUGAUGUAUUCUUGAGUUUCAGAGGUGAAGACGUCCGCAAAACAUUUCUGGGACAUCUCUAUUCUGCUUUAAACCGGGUGGGAUUCAGGACAUAUAAAGACGACAAUGAGCUCGAAAGAGGAAGCGACAUAGCCCCCAGCCUGCUAGAAGCCAUCGAGCAUUCCAGAAUUGCAAUUGUCGUGUUCUCCGAAAACUAUGCUGAUUCUAGAUGGUGCCUGGACGAGCUGGUCAAAAUCCUCGAUUGCAGGGACAAGUUAGGGCAGAUGGUUCUACCCGUUUUCUUUCAUGUGGAUCCCUCAGACGUCCGCAACCAGAGGGGGAUCUUUGGCAAAGCCUUUGCGUGUCACCAGAAGGUUACCACGGACAAAGUAGAGAGGUGGAAGACUGCCCUUACCAAUGCUGCGAACCUUGCCGGCUUUGAUAUUCAAAGUGUCAAUGGGGAUGAAUCCGAGUUGAUCAAGAAAAUUAUUGAAGAUGUUUGGGAAAAAGUGGAUCACACAUACCUUAGUGAUGUGGACGGCCUUUUUGGAAUUGACUCUCCAGUAGAGAAAAUAAUAUCACUCUUGAGACUUGACUCCACAGAUGUUCAGUUCAUAGGAAUCUAUGGAAUGCCUGGAAUAGGGAAAACAACAGUUGCAGAGGUAAUUAGGAAUAGAAUCUCUAAGGAAUUUGAUGAUGGUUGUGGAUUCCAUACAAAAAUCAAUCUACGUAGUCUUAUCCAAAAGUGCCUCUUAACAAUAAGAGGAAAGAAGCUGGGAAUGCAUGAUCUGCUUCAAGAGAUGGCAAGAGAAAUUGUUCGUGAAGAGAAUCGUGGUGAACCUGGUGAGCGCAGUAGACUGUCCUUUUAUAAAGAUGUUCGUAAGGUUUUGAAACACCAUAAGGGUACAAACAGAGUCAUAGGUCUUAAGGGGUUCUUCCCAGAAACAAGGGAGAAACCAUUUAGUAUUGAAGCACUUGCACGGAUGAGCAAUAUAAGAAUGCUCCAACUUAGAAAUGCUGACUUUGUUGGAAGCUUUGAAUAUUUUUCUAAAGAGUUAAGAUGGUUGUGUUGGGAAAGAUAUCCUCAGGUAUCCAUACCAUCAAGUUUAAAUCUCAAAAACUUGGUUGUUCUGAGUUUAAGGAACAGCAAACUCAAAUAUAUUUGGGAUGUAUCAAAGGUUCUUAAAAAUCUUAAAGUCCUUGAUCUCAGUCACUCGCAUGACUUAAUUGGAACCUCAGACAUCUCAGGUCUUUUAAACAUUGAGAAAUUGAUCUUCAAAGGCUGCAUUAAUUUGAUCGAGGUUCAUCAGUCCAUUGGCAAUCUUAGCAAACUCAUUUACCUGGACUUGGUAAACUGCCAGAACCUUGUUCAUCUUCCUACAGAGAUUUGUAAGUUAAGGUUCCUUGAGAAUCUUAACUUGUAUCUCUGCUCAAAACUAGAGGAGUUACCAGAGGAUUUUGGGAACAUGGAAAGUUUGAAAGAGCUUAAUAUAGGCUGCACUGCCAUCAAGCAUUUGCCCAUGUCCAUUGGCCAUCUCAAGAAUCUUACAAAUUUCUUUUGGAGCAAUGGGGGAUCUUUGCUUGGAAGUCCAGGUAUCUACAAUUUGUCUCCUCUAUGGAGUCUGACUUCUGUAAAAGAAUUGAAUCUGUCGUUCUGCAAACUAUCAGAGAAUUCAUUUCCCAGAGAUCUCAGUGGCUUACAAAAUUUGGAGACCUUGCUUCUAAAAGGAAACGCUUUUCAACACUUACCAAUUUUUCUAUCAAAUUUGCCAAAGUUAAAAGAGCUUGAUGUUUCUGAAUGUGAUCUAUCAGAUACAUCAGGUCCCUUGGUUGUUGGAAGCCCCUUUUUGUGGGAAUUGAAUUUAUGCAAAAACAACUUCUGCAGCCUACCAGUUGAUCUUACUUCCCUUCCUCUUAACACCAGGGUUUCCCUACUGCUGUGCAAUAAGCUCAAAGUAAUAGAAUUUGAACCAUGCAAGAUAUCCAUCUCAUACCAUUGCAAAUCUUUGGAGAAAGUAACAUUCAAACGAGGGCUCAGUGACAGUAGUGCUAGACCAAUCUUUUGUUCACAUAUGCACUGCUACGAUGUGGAACCUUUAACUGGCAAGCAACUUGCUAAGUUAGAGCACUUGUUGGGAUUGAAGGCUUCGCUAAAGAAGUGCUCGCAUUUUUUCAGAGACUUCAUACAUACUUGGAGUAAGGAUCGUCCCAUUCAGGGUUUUCCUGAUUAUAUGGAGCCGAUUUAUAACAUCUUUCUUCCCGAAGGAACGAUGCCCUGUGGGUUUAAUCAUGAGGAUAAUGUUGCUUGUACAAUUGUAGAUGUGCCUCGAGUUCGAGUUUCAAGUCGAAGUUUCCAAGGGCUUGCAGUAUGUGUUAUUUGUCAUAUUAUAGAUCCUGAUCAUUCAACUUUAGCUAUAACAAUAGAGGAUGAGGAUUUUUCUCGUCACUACCAUACCCGCCUUUCCCCGCCCUUUGAGGACCAUAAAGGUGGAGUCAUGUGGGUCAGCUGUUGGAGAACACCAAGUUUGGUGAAUGAAUGCAAGAGAUUCAAUAUUAAAGUAAAGACUGACGUUACUGACGGAUCUAACGGAUCCCAUUUCUGGAUUGUGAAAAGGAUCGGUUUUCGCCUCUUAUCUGAAGAGGAGCUAGACCGGGCCACAGAUAUCUGGGGAGAAUCCAUCCGGGCUUGUGAUUUGGGGUCAGAUCCUCCGUAUAUCUGAGAAGGAGCCAACGCCACCUAAUCUCAAAUGAACCCUACGCAACGCAGACUAUUAACAACCACAAUGAUCGGAAACGGUAGCGCUGGAUUCAGAUUGAGAUGGAUAUGGACCCAAGGGCCGCGCUCCCAACGGCGUUGCCUCAGAAUUCCGGCCAGAUGUUCCACUGACGUUACCGCUCAAUACGCCAUGCUCUGUCUCACUCCGCUUGCUUCCAAAUCUGAUGUUAAACGAGCGUCUCGCAUUGAAGUAUCAUCCAGAUGGGUUCAAAGGGGACGUUUUUCUGAAAAGGAUAAAGCUUUUAGGGAGAUUAAAUCUGCAGAUG